Messenger RNA from Hemiscyllium ocellatum (epaulette shark), 628 nucleotides. Its product is annotated as guanine nucleotide-binding protein G(I)/G(S)/G(O) subunit gamma-8-like. The record is from RefSeq and is a predicted model, not a curated record. Gene Ontology annotation, biological process: G protein-coupled receptor signaling pathway. Lineage: Eukaryota; Metazoa; Chordata; Chondrichthyes; Orectolobiformes; Hemiscylliidae. Gene Ontology annotation, molecular function: G-protein beta-subunit binding. The transcript is spliced from 3 exons. Bases 248 to 457 code for a protein of 69 amino acids. Gene Ontology annotation, cellular component: heterotrimeric G-protein complex.
GGAGGGUUUGAGCUGCCUCCGGCUCAGCCUCCGUCGCCCACUUUAGACCGACCUGCAUUUAUGUAGCACCUCAGGAUGUGCGAAAGCAUUUCCCAGCCACUUUAUUGAAGUGUAGACUCUGUUGUGAUGGAGGGAACACUGCACAGCUCACAGCAAAGCAAGAGAGAAUGGUUGGAUCAUCUUGUUAUGGAUGUGAUGAUGCUAUCGCGUUAAAAGGUGGACGGGGUCGCGAACUGAGUGAGACGAGAUGCCCAAUCAGACGGCCAAGAUAGCGGAGGCACGGAUGGCCGUGGAGCAGCUGAAGCUGGAGGUCCACAUCGACCGAAUGCAGGUCUCCAAAGCUGCAGCUGAACUCCUGGCGUAUUGCGAGGAACAUGCCAAGGAGGAUCCCCUCGUAACUCCCGUCCCGAACGCUAACAACCCCUUCCGGGACAAGGGAAUGUGUGCCAUCCUGUAGAGCGGCCUCACCUACCUGCAGCCCCACACCCCCUCCGAUCUCUGCCCACCUUGGGAUACAAGGGGUUUGAUCCCAGGCCAUCGAGAGACGGAGGGUCACUGACUAUUACCACAAGAGAGGAAGAUCCAACGCCAGUUCUGGAACUGAGUACAAUUAAAUCGAAAAAUUAAA